Molecule: messenger RNA, 1002 nt
Organism: Symbiodinium pilosum
Lineage: Eukaryota; Dinophyceae; Suessiales; Symbiodiniaceae
Source: the annotation of a GenBank genome assembly
GUGGUGGUGGUGGUGGUGGUGGUGGUGGUGGUGGUGGUGGUGGUGGGGGGCAUGGGCAUGGGCAUGAGACGUGCUGUGAACGUGAUCUCCGAUGGCCUUGGCUCCCAGUGCUGCCCGAAGCGGUCGGGUGACGAAAUGGAGGAAGAAGAGGAUGAGCGACUGCGCAAAUCGGGCCCGGAGCUCUUCCGUGAGCUCAAGCGGCUCUAUGCAGUUGCAGAGGUACAGGACUACUUCAAGAACGGGGUGUGGAGGGAUGAUUUGAUGAAGAUCGACCUCCGACUCAUAGAAGUUCACCGACGGGAGGCUGGAGCUCCGGACCCUCCAGACUUAUCGGAGGUCAAGCUACCCGCUGACAUCCCUCGUGGCUUAGCUGUCAAAGUGCAGAUACCUUCGCCAAUAGCAGGAACUACCGUCAUCCCGGCCACUGUCGCAGGCACUGCAGUGGCAGACCUGCGCCUCAUAGCGCUCUUCGUGGCGAAAUGGAAGCUGGAUGCCACACGGUCGAAAGCCGCCUUGACUAAGCUCCUGCCUUCCAGGCGUCGGUACGUUAUCGCGCAUUUCAAGCCGCAGGGUGAUGCGGCCGUGGAUGAUGCGCUCGACGCGUACAUUGCUGAAUGCGAGUCCUCGAAAGCCUGGGAUACGGCCUCUGUGCUGGCAAACGGCUCCGCAAAUGGCGUGAAGCGACCAAUCAGUGCCGUCACGGGGCCGGUGACAACGAUCGACCUCAGCAAGAGGCCGCGGCCGGCACUGGUCACACCUGCCCGACCGUUGGCAAGUCCAAAGCCUUCUCCGACAGCCCUGGCAAUGGCUUCCAGGCUGCAGGCCGCUGUUCGAGCAAGACCAGCGCCGCUGAGAGCCUUCUCCACGCCCGCCGGAACUGGAAUUCCCAGGCCAGCCUUGCGGGCGCCGCUGACAGUCACUGCCAGGCCGGUAACUCCGGUGGCCUUCCGCCCAGCUUUGGGAGGUGUACGGCCGGCUGUUCGAGCGCCAGUUGUUCGACCU